Saccharomycopsis crataegensis is the source of this 435-nucleotide messenger RNA. RefSeq lists its product as uncharacterized. The record is from RefSeq and is a predicted model, not a curated record. The transcript has a single exon. Bases 1 to 435 code for a protein of 144 amino acids. NCBI's taxonomy places the organism in Eukaryota, Fungi, Ascomycota, Saccharomycetes, Ascoideales, Saccharomycopsidaceae.
AUGGGAAUUCUAUUUACAUUAACCUCGGUGCUAUCGAUAAUGAAGAUCAUUGAAGUAUCAAUGGGGGAGUCCGCCAAUGCCACUACCGAAGUUGCCAUUCCUGAUAACCACCAGGCUAAGAGAAGAGCUUCCUCCAUCAAAUACAUCAGUGAUGCCGGUGGGCUAGUGAGAAAUAAGGCAAGUGACGACAUGAUGUUGGGAUUAUCGAUAUCACCCCCAUCAAUUACUGCCACCAAUAUUCACUAUUACCAAGGAGUCUCACAGAUACCCAAAAGAAAGCGGUUUGAUUGCAAUCCUGCAAAAGUGUUGAAUUGCCGCAGCACUCGUUCGAACGAUGUCUUGCGGAAGGCAGUGAUUCUUGAGCAGUCGUUUGGGAGUAGCAAUGGCAAGUAUCAACAAUUUGUUAAGCAAGUAAAACGAGAAUGUUUACUAUAA